AUGAUGAUGCCUCACCUUCGGAUCUUUCAGAACAAACAAAAUUACGCCGUUUGGCCGCAUACCCUGCCACCGUUCCCGUCGGAAAACGCGGCUGUGUUUCCUUGUCCCCCGCUAGUGUUCAAACCCCAUCCGGGUCGGGUUAUCAGGAAUAAAAGAAGAGACUUUCACCGAACCGGGUCGGGACCCGGUCAUACAUUCAAACUGGGUAAUCCUAAUGAGUCGAAAACACCGCCGGCAAACCGCUCCGGCGCAAAGGGUCGCCGGAUUCACUACCCAAGGCGAACGUUCGGCCGUGGCGGUGGCGGAAACCGACUCACGCCACCUUUAGCGCCGCUCAACACGACGUCGUUCAUAAUCCGCGCGAAGAAUUCCGGCGGCAUCGCGCCGCUGGUUUCGCCGUCGGGAUCGCUUUCGCCGGCGAAGUUCGACGAGAGGGCGGCGGAGGAGCAGUGGGGCUUCAACGGAUACGGCUCCAUGAAGGGCCUGAUCCGGCUCCGGCCCGGAAAUUUUGACUCCGGCGAUAUCUCCGGCGCCGGCAGGUUCGAGAUGGUAAACCCUACUUCCGGCGACGAACAGAACUUGGACAAAAGGGUUGAUGAACAGGACUCGCAUCUUGCACACCUCGAAGAAGAGAAUCUGACGCUGAAAGAGAAACUUUUGUUAAUGGAAAAGCAAUUGGGUGACUUGAGGAGGAGGGUUCAGUUCUUAGAGACCGACGGAACCACCAGCCACGGCGACCGUGAGGGUGGCGCAGAGAAUUUUUUGACCGGAGAUGUUUUCUCAGUGAAAAAAGUUGACGGUAAAACCAAUGAGAAGGUUUAG
Molecule: messenger RNA, 822 nt
Organism: Sphenostylis stenocarpa
Lineage: Eukaryota; Viridiplantae; Streptophyta; Magnoliopsida; Fabales; Fabaceae
Source: the annotation of a GenBank genome assembly